AUGGCGCCAGAGACAAAGGACGGGCCGCUUCGUCGCGGCUCAUUCUUAGAGCCCGGCGCCCCAGAGACCCCCGCCAUCCACCCGUCAUUCAUCCAGGUGGCCAAGCCGUAUAUCUUCGAGCAGACCAUCCAGGACUGUAUCGAAGCUAUGGGCGUCAAUCCAAUGCGCGAGGAAUCGCUGCGUCUCCAGGGUGUGACCUGGAUUGAUAAUGUGCGGAAAGUGCUUCGUCUUCCCGUUCGCACUUUCAACACGGCUGUGAUGUAUUAUCAUCGUUUCCGGUUGGUGCACCCGGAUAAUGAAUAUAACUACGUGGAUGCAGCGGCCGCGGCUUUAUUCGCUGCGUGCAAGAUUGAAGACACACUCAAAAAAUCAAGAGAAAUUGUCUGCGCAGCUUACAAUCUGAAAUUAUCACCAUCUGAACAUCUGUCGUCUGAUGAUCCAUUCUUUGAAACAAAUGCCCGAGGCAUCAUCGGCCUAGAAAGGCUCAUGCUAGAAGCCUCCGGAUUCGACUUUCGGACUCGCCAUCCCCAAAAAACGCUGAUGAAAUUAACCCGAAAAUCCGGCCUGACACACGACUCCGAGGUCUCUCGCCUGGCCUACCGUAUCUCACUGGAUCUCUACCGGACCUUUGCCCCCGUCAAACAAGCAUCCUCAGCCAUGGCAUUUGCCUGCCUCGAGCUUGCAGGGCGACUACUGGAUCAGCGCAUUGAAGCCGUCGAGUCUGGAGCGGAGUAUGACCAGUGGAAUACAAAUCGUGAAGAAGUCAUGGAAACACUCUUCGACCUCCUCGAACUUUAUACCGACCAGCGCUCAUCGACGAUCGUGGGACCUCAAUUCCCCCCUGAUCGCUUCUUGACAGUCCGCAUUCCGCUUAACCAAGAAGCAGAUGCGCAGCACAUCCCACGGUACACGCGCUGGAUAGAACGUCCGCGCAUGUCCAAGACCUCGCCCAGGGAAUCCAAUGGUGCUGGUACGGUGCUGCGGCCUAACCAUCCGCUAACCCCGAUUGCUGCAAACGGCGACCGCCUGAAAAUGAAUGAACGUGGCUCUGACGCUGCGGUCCGGUUUAUGUUGGAUCCUGCUUGUGCAGAGGAGGAGAAGAAGCAGGUUACGCAGUAUUUUACUGUUGAGAUGGAGGAGUUUGAGGUUGAAGAGUAA
This is a messenger RNA of Penicillium lagena, 1158 nucleotides long. Its product is annotated as putative cyclin. Gene Ontology annotation, cellular component: nucleus; cyclin/CDK positive transcription elongation factor complex. Lineage: Eukaryota; Fungi; Ascomycota; Eurotiomycetes; Eurotiales; Aspergillaceae. Gene Ontology annotation, biological process: positive regulation of DNA-templated transcription, elongation; regulation of transcription by RNA polymerase II. The coding region runs from base 1 to 1158 and encodes 385 amino acids. Gene Ontology annotation, molecular function: cyclin-dependent protein serine/threonine kinase activator activity. The record is from RefSeq and is a predicted model, not a curated record. The transcript has 4 exons.